Mauremys reevesii (Reeves's turtle) is the source of this 1637-nucleotide messenger RNA. It is a transcript of the gene DNAAF4, whose product is annotated as dynein axonemal assembly factor 4. The transcript has 9 exons. The record is from RefSeq and is a predicted model, not a curated record. Gene Ontology annotation, molecular function: nuclear estrogen receptor binding. Lineage: Eukaryota; Metazoa; Chordata; Testudines; Geoemydidae. The coding region runs from base 150 to 1418 and encodes 422 amino acids. Gene Ontology annotation, biological process: outer dynein arm assembly; cilium movement; heart development.
AAUCCUCCGCCAUAGAGCCCCUCCCACCGCUCCUUUCCCGGGACACCACUCAGGCCUGGCUCCAGACCCGGAAGUGCUAGUGGGAGGGCAGCGGAAAGUCUGAGCCCUCCCCUAGCAACCGCUGCAGAGCGCCCUUAGCAGCGGCGGCCAUGCCGGUCUGGGUGCGGGAUUACAGCUGGCGGCAGACGGACACUGCUGUUUUCCUCUCCGUGCCGAUGCGGGGUGUCCGGGUCACCCAGGCAAACAUCUUCUGCACUGACCAGUAUCUGAAGGUAAAUGUUCCUCCAUUUUUAUUUGAAGCCAUUCUGUAUGCUCCUGUUGAUGACACUAGUAGUACAGCAAAGAUCAGAAAUGAGACCAUUUUCUUCACUUUAUAUAAAAAAGAAGUGGCCAUGUGGGAAUCCCUGGUUAUGGAAAAUGGUGACAAAGAGAAAAUGCAGAGAAUAAGAGAGAAUGCUGUUAUAAAAGCCCAAGAGAAGGCAGAUGAAGAGGAAAAAUCAAAAGCUGUUACAAAACGAGAACAUAAAAAAUUAGCUCUGGAGGCCACAAUGAAGCUAGAAGAAACAGAGAGAAAAAGAAUUGAAAAUCUGAAAGAAGAGGAGCGAAAGAAGGUCACUGAGGAGCUGGAGAUAUGGAAAGAAAAGCAGAGAAAUGAGGAGAAACAAAGAAGGAUACAAAGUGAAGAGAAAAUACGUAGAGAAAGGAAACUAAUAGAGGAGAAGAAAAAGUCAGAAAUAAAUAAAACUCUAAAUGCAGGAACUUCCAAGGCUAGAAGUAUACCUACAAGAGGUGCUGGUAGUUCUGGAAGUGUAUUUUCAGAGAAGUUAGAAGAAGAAUCUUUCCCUGCUCCUCGAUCUGCUGGUACUAUUCAAAUUAAUUUCACAUCUCGGGUGUUUCCUACGGCACUCAGAGAAUCCAGAGUAGCAGAAGAGGAAGAGUGGCUGCAUAAGCAAGCAGAGGCUCGUAGAGCAAUGAAUGCUAAUUUUUCUGAGCUGAAGGAUUUAAAUGAGGAGGAGAAGAACCCAGACUGGUUGAAAGACAAAGGAAACAAAAUGUUUGCAACAGGAAACUAUCUUGCAGCUGUAAAUGCCUAUAACCUGGCAAUUCUGUUAAAUAAUAAGAUUCCAGUACUAUAUCUGAAUCGUGCUGCUUGUCACCUUAAAUUGAGAAACUUGCACAAGACCAUUGAAGAUUCAUCUAAGGCACUAGAAUUACUGAUACCACCUGUUCCAGACAACGCUGAUGCUAGAGUGAAAGCUUACGUGAGGCGUGGGACAGCAUUUUGUCAGCUGGAAUUGUAUGCUGAAGGUCUCCAGGAUUAUGAUGCUGCUCUCAAGAUCGAUCCUACAAAUAAAACUUUAAAACAAGAUGCUGAGAAGAUUCAACAUAUAAUUCAGGGAACUGCACAAGAUUCUUAACAAAGUCAAGAAUCAGCAUGGUGGUGUAUUUAACAGACUGGAAACAGGAAAACACUUAUUUUAAAUUCUGCCUAAGCCAGUGAAGCCACCAGACUUUUUGUUGCUGCACUCAUCCCAGUUAUAAAAUUGGGUAAAAGAGAAGAUACUUCUCAUAAGAACUACUAUAAUUUGGGUAAAUAUAGUGCAGAAAGAGAAGUAAAUAAUACAUAUUUUAUUUUC